Molecule: messenger RNA, 1172 nt
Organism: Camelina sativa (false flax)
Lineage: Eukaryota; Viridiplantae; Streptophyta; Magnoliopsida; Brassicales; Brassicaceae
Source: RefSeq, a predicted model, not a curated record
ACAUGAGCUUAGAAUGUGAAUUCUCUAUAUGUAAAAACAUAUAUAAGAGAAUCUAAAACACUGUCGUAGAAAGAAAAAAAAUAUGGACUUAAGAUUAGCUAUGUGUAGAAAAAAAGCAUUAGCGUUAGCAUUAUUUUCCAUUUAUUUCCUGUCAACGGAUGCUAGAGGAUCAUUUCCUGCGCUUUUGGCUUUUGGAGAUUCAAUACUCGAUACCGGUAACAACAAUUUCCUACUGACUUUUAUGAAAGGAAAUAUCUGGCCAUAUGGGAAGAGUUGGACCAUGAGAAUCCCCACAGGAAGAUUUGGAAAUGGAAGAGUUUUCUCCGAUAUUAUUGCCGAAGGUUUGGGGAUCAAAAAAGUACUACCAGCUUAUCGUAAGUUGUUCGUUCCUCCAAGCGAGCUUAAAACCGGUGUUUGUUUCGCAUCAGGUGGUGCAGGAGUCGACCCUGUUACAUCCAGACUGAUGAGAGUUUUGAAGCCAAAGGAUCAAGUAAACGAUUUCAAAGGGUACAUAAGGAAGCUAAAGGCCACGGCAGGUUCUUCAAGAGCAAAAGACAUAGUUGCAAACGCAGUGAUUCUUGUUUCUCAAGGAAAUAAUGAUAUUGGAAUCUCAUAUUUUACGACUCGAUCUGCUAUUAUGCGAGGAAUGACUGCCGGUAGAUACACCACUAAACUAGCUGGCUGGAAUAAACAGUUUAUGAAAGAUUUAUAUGAUCAAGGAGCGAGGAAAUUCGCGGUGAUGGGAGUGAUACCGUUGGGAUGCUUGCCUAUGACGAGAAUCGGGAAAGGGUGUUGUUGUAUGAUUUCGUCAAUAGUACCAUGCCCCAACCCAGAUAAAUACGUCUUCUAUGACUUUGUUCAUCCCUCCGAGAAAUCCUACAAAAUUAUUUCUAAAAAGCUUGUCGCGGAUAUCAAGAAUGGCCUUGCCUGAUUCCUUUUGCAAUGCUUUAUUUUAAUCUUAAUAACAGCCAUCGUUAAUAAUAUACAUAUAUGAGAAGACAAAAAUCAUACAUGCAUGGGCGAUCUUUCAGUUUUUACAUAAACCAAUGUAUAAUCCAGUUUAAAGAAAAAAUGUAUUAUGUAUCCCUUAUUUAUUUCAUAAAAUCCCAGAACAACAAAGGCGUUUGCUUACAAAUGUAUACUGAAGAGCUUUUUUCUUUUUUUACGACAUA